This is a messenger RNA of Temnothorax curvispinosus, 5473 nucleotides long. RefSeq lists its product as uncharacterized. The record is from RefSeq and is a predicted model, not a curated record. Gene Ontology annotation, biological process: DNA integration. The coding region runs from base 266 to 5299 and encodes 1677 amino acids. The transcript has 2 exons. Gene Ontology annotation, molecular function: nucleic acid binding. Lineage: Eukaryota; Metazoa; Arthropoda; Insecta; Hymenoptera; Formicidae.
AGAGAACUUUGUUAGAGAGCGCUUGUGUGGCUUGUGAGAGAAAAUUCUUAUUUUUUGAGUGGUUGGCAGGCUUGUCUCUUGUGUGGUAUGAGUGUGUGCGGGCAGAGUUCGUUGAGAUGUGCUAGCGACACGUGCGUUCUUGAGAAAUCCCGAAUAAGAUAUCAUUCCUUACAUAUCCGUGCCUUAUUUACGCAUCUUAUUCGGUUCAAAUUUUGAACAUCUGGCGACCGUGACAGGACUCUGGCGUAAAUAAUCUCGUGUGAUCAUGGAUAACUGCAAGAAGUUAAGGAAAACCGCGCGUGCGGCAUUCACAAGGACAUACAACUGGCUCUCAACGAAUAUAAGUAGAGACGCAGCAAUCGAGGAUAUACAAGCACAGUUUGCGUUGUUAAAAGAUAAAGCCAGUGAAAUCGAGGAUCUCAACGAUAAGUUGCAACAGUCACUACUCGAUCAAGAAGAAAUGACGGAUCAGGACCUCGAAGAAGAAUCCGCGACAUGCGAUGAAUAUCGUCUCAAGUAUUAUCGCAUCAAGACACAAGUUACGAAUCUAAUGCAACCGAUGCCCCCAAUUGCAAAUGACGGCGAGGCUGUUCAACCAAGGAACAGACGUGACAACGAACAAGCCAUCCAAGAUAAACGAUUCAAGCUACCGAAGAUCGAGUUACAGAAAUUCAGCGGAGAGUUACGCGAGUGGCUGCAAUUUUGGAGUCUCUUUAAGAAUAUCCACGAAGAUCAACAGAUUACCAAGGAAGAUAAAUUCCAAUAUUUAGUUCAGGCUAUGGUAAAGGAUUCUAGAGCUAGUGAUCUUGUGAAUAGUUAUCCACCGAUCGCGGAAAAUUAUGACAAAGUCAUAGACAGUUUAAAAUCAAGAUUCGGUAAAAGCGAUUUGUUAAUUGAGCUAUACGUGCGCGAGCUGCUCAAGUUGGUGUUGAACAACACCACUAAGUCGGGAAAGAAGCCAUCCGUCGGUAACCUGUUCGAUAAGCUCGAAACGCAGUUGAGAGCGCUCGAGUCGCUUGGUGUCACUACUGAAAUGUGUGCGGCCAUGUUGUAUCCUCUAGUGGAAUCUUUGCUGCCGGAGGAGACAUUGAGAGUUUGGCAACGAUCACCGGCGUCGUCUGGCGCUACCGUCGCAAAGGACAGGCUCACUAACCUCAUGUCGUUUUUGGCUUUGGCGAAAGAGGUUCAGGCAGAACAAAGAAUUGAAAUGGUUGUUAGUGGUUUCGGCAUCACCUCAGAGGCAAAGGUGAAGGAUAGGAAUAAGAGAACGAAACAGGAAGCGUCGGAAACACCAACGGCGGCAGGACUUUUAACAGUAAAUGAAACGAUCGACUCUAAAUGCAUUUUUUGUGACGAACGACAUAACUGUGUAAAUUGUGAAAAGGCUAAGAAACUAUCUCUGGCAGAGAGGCAGGAGAUUGUUAAAGAAAAGAGAGCCUGCUUUUGUUGUGCCAAAAUCGGACAUAACCUCAAGAGUUGUUGUUAUAAGGGUAAGUGUGCGUGGUGUGGUCACAGGCAUAUUCUGUUGUUGUGUCGCAGUGUGGCCUCUAAUACGUCGAGCUCCGGAAGUAAAGCGAAGACGGACACUCAACAAAAGGACGUCGUGGAGAAUCUGUCCAAUCUGUCAUCGGGCCCGGAAGUUUUUAUGCAGACACUUAUGGUUAAAGUAUACAACGACAAUCAGGAACAGUUGAUCCGAGCGGUCGUUGACUCUGGGUCACAUCAUUCGUAUAUCUCAGCUGACGUGGCUGCGAAAAUGCAAUUCAAGGAAACAGGUAAUCGCACGAUGAUUCAUUCGCUGUUUGGAGGCGUGAGUACUCAACCUCUGGAUCACAAACGCUACCUCGUUUGUUUACGUAGUCUUGACGGUGGCUAUGCGUGCAAUUUCAACGCAUUCGAGCAGAAUAAAAUAUGUGUCAAUAUUCCCAGGGUGACCGGAGGUUCUUGGAUCAAGGAACUAAGUAGAAAAUCCAUUAAUCUCACAGAUGCUAACCACGAUGAAGUACCGAUUUCCCUCUUGAUAGGAGCCGAUGUUGCUGGCAAGCUUCUAACCGGUCGAAUAGUUCAACUUGAUAAUGGAGUAACGGCUGUUGAUACCAAGUUUGGAUGGACAAUAAUGGGCAAAAAUCCAUCGCACGUUUGUCAGCACAACGACAGUGUGGCGAUCGCUUUUUCUAUGUAUGUGGACGAGGCGAAGAUCGAAGACCUGUGGAAUUUGGAUGUUUUGGGAAUACAAGAUCCCAUCCAAAAAUCUACGAAGGAACAGCAUCAAGAAAACGUCCUAAAAGGCUUUCGACACUCUACAAUCAUAAACGAGCAAGGACGUUAUGAGGUAUGUUUGCCCUGGAAGGAGAACCACCCAACUCUACCGAUGAAUCGUGCGACGGCUGAGCGGAGGUUAGAAAGUACAAUCAAGAAACUAAAACAAGAUGGUCUCUACCAAGCCUACGACGACGUCUUUCAGGAUUGGUUGAACGAUGGUAUAAUAGAAGAACUUUCUAGCAAUGAAGCAAAGGAUUAUGGACAUUACCUGCCACACAGACACGUAGUUAAGAAAAAUAGCACGACUCGGAUUCGCCCGGUUUUCGAUGCAUCGUCAAGAGAAAGAAGAGGUCCCUCGUUGAAUCAGUGCUUAGAGACGGGACCAAAUUUCAUCGAAUUGAUACCCGAGUUGCUGCUACGAUUCAGGCUGCAGAAAUUUGGAGUGAUAGCAGAUAUACGAAAGGCAUUCCUUCAGAUUAGCGUCUCGAAACAAGAUCGAGACGUUAUGAAAUUUUUGUGGAAGAGACGGCCUGAAGACACGGAAUUUGUGGUCUAUCGACACUGUCGUGUCGUUUUUGGAGUAUCAAGCAGCCCAUUUUUGCUGGGAGCAACCAUCGAUCUUCAUCUGGAGAACAUUGCUCGAGACUUGCCCAAGGAGGAGAUCAACUUAAUACGCGAUCUUGCAAAAUCCUUCUACGUUGACAACAGUAUAACGAGUCACCCAACGGUCGACGAAGUAAAAGGUUUCAAGGAGAAGGCGACUCUAUACAUGAGUAAAGGAGGAUUUGACCUUCGAGGGUGGGAGUAUUCUGGCGAUAUGAAUCCCUCGACAGAAACUCCAGUUUUAGGCCUUGUCUGGGAUAAAGAUGCCAGUCAAGCCGCCUAUGCCGCAGUAAUUUUCGUAAGAGUUGUCUGCGGCCAGGGGAUUAAAGUUCACUUAGUUCAGGCCAAAUCUAGACUCGCACCCCUAGGAAAGCCAACGAUCCCACGCCUGGAAUUGAUGGGUGCUGUUAUUGGAGCUCGAUUACUGUGUAGCACCAUCAAGUAUUUGAAUCGUCCUGAGGUCAAGGUAUACUGUUGGACUGAUUCUUCCACGGUGCUUGCAUGGAUCAAGAGAGAGAGUCAAUGGGCGACGUUUGUCUGGCGACGAGUGCAAGAAAUUAGGCAAUUGACAGAACCUGAUGAUUGGCGUCAUGUUCCUGGAGAUUUAAACCCUGCUGAUCUUCCGUCCAGAGGAUGUUCUGCCAGGAAACUAAUCAAGACUAAAUGGUGGCUAGGACCACAAUGGCUCUCGCGCCCUGAAGAAGAGUGGCCCCUAUCCGACGCUAAGAUAGAUGAAGAUGCUGUUCGAAGCGAGAUGAAGAAAGGAACGGUGAGAUCAAAGGUUGUACAAAUCUCGUCCGUGCUAGUCGCCAAUGCAACGGGGCAUGAGUCUAGGGCAAGUGGAGAAAUGAUGAUUCCGGAUACUUCUUAUGAGGGAAUUCUACGGCGACUUGCCUGGAUAAUGAGGUUUGUUGCAAAUUGUCGACUAGAGGCUUCGAAACGAGUAAGGUCCUAUUUAAGAGUAAAAGAAGUUACAGCUGCGGAAUUAAAAUUGAUACGCAUGGUUCAACGUGAAAGUUUCUUUGGCUUCAAGGAUUCAAGGAUGAAAUUGAUGAACACAUAUCUAGACGAAGAUGGAAUAAUUCGACUGAAAAGCCCGGUCGCGAAUCGGGACGAUACCAUGGAUUUCAGACACCCGAUCUUGUUAGAUUCACGACAUUCCUUGGUAAACAAACUCAUUGAAUACACGCACUUGAGGUUAAACCAUGCACCAGCAAGUAUUAUGAUUAACGCUCUACGAGAGAAAUUCUGGAUACUGGGAUGUAGAAGAGGCGUUAACGCUGUUAUACACAGUUGUGUUUCCUGUCGCAGAUUUAAUGCUAAGAGAGUUGAAACAUUGUCCCCGGCUCUUCCUGGAAAACGAGUUAGAGAUGCAGCCGUCUUCGAGAUUACUGGAAUGGACUACGCAGGCCCUUUGUUUCUCCGAGACAAAACCAAGGCAUGGGUCUGUCUUUUUACUUGUGCCAUUUAUAGAGCGGUCCAUUUUGAACUAGUGUCUUCUCUGACCACGGAGAAUUUCCUGGAAGCGUUCCGGCGAUUCGUGUCGAGAAGAGGUCGGCCUUCCUACGUUUACACGGAUAACGGUAUCAAUUUUGUUGAAGCUAACAACCUUUUGCAGAGCAUCGACUGGAGAAAAGUGGAAAGGUAUGGCGUCGUUGAGCGAAUUCAAUGGCAAUUCAACCCCCCCUCUGCUGCCUGGUGGGGAGGAUGGUGGGAGAGAAUGGUACGCUCCAUGAAAGAUAUGCUUCGAAAGGUCCUUGGGAGAGCUGCCUUGAAUUUUGAGGAGGUUACUACUGUACUUUGCGACUGUGAAGCUGUUACAAAUAGUCGACCCUUGACUUACCUGGCUGAAGAUACCUGUCAGCUCGUGCCGUUAUCGCCUUCAUUAUUUCUUCACGAGUUGAAAAAUGACCGAUUACCUGACGUCGAUAUAGCGAUUACCACUCAGAAAAUUACUGCAAGACUUCGCUACAUUCAGGAACUACGCGAGGCUCUGAGAAAGCGUUUCAGAAUCGAGUAUCUUGGUCAACUGAAACAGUGUCCUUCGAUGCGAUCUACUACAAGCAUUCUCAAGGUGGGAGAUGUCGUUCUCAUCGGCAACGACCUGCAGAAACGUCUGGACUGGCCCUUGGCCAGAAUAAUUGAACUUAUUCCUGGAAUUGAUGGAGAGACGAGAGUCGUUCGUUUAAAAACAGCCACGGGAGAACUUAUACGUCCUGUACAACGAGUAUUUCCCUUAGAAGUACACUCUGGGGAAGAAUCUUCAGAUGAGCUGAGAGCUUGUCAUCAAUCGAAGAAGAAAUCGUCAGAGAAAGCAGAGACUGUUCCCGCUAAUGAAACUUGCGAAAUGCGAAAGGACGCUGACGUAGAAAAACCUGAAACGCGUACACGUUACGGAAGACUUGUGAAGCCCCCGUGUAGAUUUAAGCUUUAAGGAUUGUCAUGUGUUAAUGUUUUUUUGAGCUUAUUUCUUUUGUAAUGAGAGAUAAAUUUUUAUUUUUUUUUGUUUUGAGCCGUUAAAGUAAACCCUGUGUGUUGAGUUGUUGGGACUGUCAACAACUUAAGGUGGGAGAAAAUGUAGAGAGAGAACUUUGUUAGAGAGCGCUUG